Homalodisca vitripennis (glassy-winged sharpshooter) is the source of this 6417-nucleotide messenger RNA. RefSeq lists its product as uncharacterized. The record is from RefSeq and is a predicted model, not a curated record. NCBI's taxonomy places the organism in Eukaryota, Metazoa, Arthropoda, Insecta, Hemiptera, Cicadellidae. Bases 403 to 1497 code for a protein of 364 amino acids. The transcript is spliced from 4 exons.
GUAGUGUCGAAGCUGCUUGUUUAGUUGUUUGAUUGUUCCAUCAGUUUGAACGUUUGAAGUUGUCUGAGAAAGUGUUUAGGUUAACGAAGAAUCGAACGCGUUGUAGUGAUGAACUAACGACGCAACAAACUAAUUUUAGCUGUUUCAAGAUAAUUUGUGUCUAUGUGCUCUUAAAAUUAUGUGGAGUGGUUCCAGGAUUUGUAGUCCCUAUUGUACCCAGUUAUUCGCGCAUUCUCGAUCGCUUGAAAAAAUCUGUUUAAAAUUGAAAUAUAGAUUUUUGUCAAGUUAGUUUUUAUUUUAAGUUGAUAUUUAUUGGUGUCUGAAGCCAGUGUUGUACUUAUUGUUAUUAUACAUAUUGACAUAGUUAGGCUAUUGAUAACCUGUCUUAGGUGAGUGACCAAAAUGUCUUCUGAUUCUGAGGCUUGGUGCCUUUGUGGAAGUAGGAGAUUGAUAAUCCAUAUAUUAGAUGCUGCAACGAUCAUAAUCAUUGUUGGACUUCAGGGUGGCAUACUCAAUUUUUAUCUUAUCAAAUAUUACAAUGAGUCUAUUGGACCAUAUUUCUAUUUUUUAGCAGAUUUAUUUACAAUGAUUGUUUUUGCGGGAACACUCACAACUAGUUUCAACUACUUGACUAAAAAGCAAGCAAUUGAUGAAAAACUCAAAAAGAAGGCGAAUUUUUUCACACCAGCCCGCUUAAUCCAAGAAGUUGAAAUCAGUUUACCAUGGUCUCAUCAAAGAUUGGGCGUGAUGCCUUUCAGUUAUAUUUCAUGGCUAGUUUAUGUCAUUAUAAUGCUGAGCAAAGUGGUAGUAAUAUUUGAAUCACCUGGUCUUAUCGAGCAUCUGAGUGAAAAGGACAAAUUUGGCCCAAAUGUUCUCAAGUUGACGAUUGCACUGGCCAGCCUGGUGUUCCUGUCACUAGUAGAGGGUCACAACUGGUCUAAACGGGGCUCAGCACGUUACUCUUUCGUCACUUCCACCUGUGCUAAGAACGGUAUCGAGAUGUUCGAUGCCGUGGCGUUCCUUGCCAUGCAGAUGGAGGGCAAGGUGAAGGAAUCGGCCUACAAGGACGCAAUUCUUGCACUCUCCACCUUCACGUUCUUCCUGCCAGCACUUUCGCUGUUCAAACUCAGCCUGCUGGACUUUGCCUCAGAAAAGGCAUGUCUGCAAGUGACUGUCCUGCAGAACGUAUUGAGGUUGACAACAGUAGACCUGCCCUUCCUGGCUGUCAGGAUGUAUCUGUGGAUGUACUACAACGAGAAUGCCAGCUUAUUCCUCAUGAAGAAUGUCUUCAACAUCAUCAUCAUCUCACGAACUCUCUGUCCAGACCUUAAGGCACUGGCGGAGGAUCACUUUGGCACCCACCUCCUGUCCUCCACCCCUCACAAUUUGCCACGAACAGACGCGGAGGACACUGUUCUCAACUUUGAGCCGGAUGGCAAAGAGGAGGAAAUCGAGGAUGACUCAGAAGCUAAGAAAAGAACAACUAUCAACUUAUGAAAAAAGUUAAAUUGACACAUUUGCUGCUUCAACGUUUUGAUUAGAAUUAUUAGCUUAAAAUUUCAUUUAAUCUUAUGUUACAGUCCAUACUCAUUAUCGACUUUUGCAAUUUUAAUUUUGUUUACAACUAGCAGAUGUGUUAAUUUAUAUAAUUUAUUUAUAUCCAUAACUGAUUUCAUUUACUUAUUCAGUAAAAUCGUGUUUAAGUAAAAGUAAAAAUGAUAUUCCAACAGAAAUACAUUAUACAGAGCUAGUUUUAAAAAAAUGACUUAAAACUUGUAUUAUAUUUGUUGCAUUUAGUUUUGUGCAUUUUUAGGUUAAUGAUUGACAGUGUAAGAUAUUGUUCUAUAAACUUUUCUUAAUUUAUUGAAUAUCUAGAAUAGGAUGUAUUGCCCAAAUAUCGUAUUUUAUUUGUCUUGCCAAAUUAAUAUUACUUUAGGUGGGGUCCACAGAAAAUUUUUGAAUGAUUACAUUCAUGCAAUUUAUAUUUAAAUAUUCUUAAGUGUGAUAUAUAAUUUAGUAUAUAUUUUUAGUGGCCAUAAUACUAAUUUAACGCGAAUAUAAAAUUAUAUUAGUGCACUAAACUGAAAUCAUCUUUCGUAUUGGCUAAAAAGUCCAUGUAAGAGGCAGCGGGAGAUAGCUUACGUAACUGAUAAUGCCUGGAUAGCUUUAAAAUGGGCGCUCACUAUCAGCAGUGUUGCCACUUUCCACCAAAUUAAUCCGUUAAUAGCUAAAUAUAAAAAAUAUAUGAAAAUAAUAACUUUUUAUGAUUCUGGUGAUUUUGGUAAACUAUAAUAUACAGGUAAAACAUUUUCAGUCUGAUUUUUGUAAUAUCACGAUUUUUAAUAAUGAUUUCAUUAUGCAAAUGAUAAAACUGAGAUGCAUCUAAAAACCAUUUUAGCCUCUGAAAGUCCCUAGUGAAAAUGUUUUCAGAAAUUUUAAGAUAGCUGUCACUCAAAUCGUUGUCACUGCCCACAUCCACGUAAUUUACAAAUAAGUUAGUAAUGGGUGUAUUUUCGAUUACGGGAUAACUCAAACGAUUCCCUUAACUCAUUUUCAAAUAAACAAAAUAAAAAUCGAAUAUUUAACUGCCGUGCUUUAUACUGUUUUAACCUAAAAACAUUAUUAAACAUGGUGGAAUAUUCACAACAUGAAAUACAGCUGUCUGCGACAAUAAGUGAGCAGUCAGCUGGGAUGAAUUGCAAUCUCUCAAUCAUAGACUGACAAAAUACAAUUACAAGCGUUACAAACUAUUAUAUUUCGAUGUAAUACAUCUUUUUACAAAAGUCUGUGGAAUUUGAAAGUGGUAAAAUAGGCGGCCAGUAAAAUAAUAAAAAGUGUACGCCCGCACUAUAUGGACGUCGGGAAUUGACGCCAUUUUUACAAUGUCUGUAUAAUACGGACGUCGUUAAAAGGGUUUUUAAUUGAUUUUUUUUUACUUUUUUCAUGUUUAUGGGCAUUCAUCGCCUAUUGUGAGAUAAAUAUGUGGAUGUUUAUGGUUUAAUUUAGUUUUCAGUUACAAAUAUUCCUUUAGUACUGUAGACGUCAAUGUUAUAUUGUGCUGUCAAAGCUAUAUGUUAAUUAACUCAUACUCCACGACUUAUUCUUACGAAUAUAUACUGUAGACCUAUAUCUGUACCCAAUGCCUUUCAAUGUACACAGGUUUUGUAUAUGGUUGUAUGCAGCAUGGUGCUAAGCAUUUCAAUAGCUUUUAGUAAAAUAUAUGUUAUCAUUGUGAUUGUUUAAUACAUAUGGAAAAUUUUAUGUAUUUUGAUAUAAGUAUUUAUUGUACUAUUGAUAAUGUAUAGAAUAACGGUAAUACAAAUAUUUUUCCAUUUUAUAAUGUACUGUUUUUGGCAGAUAAGUAUCUGGUUUUUAUAAACACAAUAUCACUCACUGCCUUAUAUUGUUAUCUGAAAUAUUGUUUGUGUGUACAAUUUUAGUGCAUCUGUCAAAUAAUACAAUCUGAUUUGAGAAAAUAAUGUUAUUUUAGUUAUCAAUGUAGAACUAGCAAAAUAAAAGUUCGCUAAAUAAAAAUAUUUAGCUAUAAAAAACUAUUAUACUUGAUACAAUAACAUUUUUAUGUUUAGGUUGAGAUGUAAGCUUUUCUAACAGUAAAACCUUUAAUAAAUUAUCUUUAUAAUUGCUAAGUACUCCAGAAUAUUUAGAGCAUCUAUUAUUUCUUUUUUUGUCUGGAACUAAAAGGGUUAGAUCUAGGCGAGAGACCACAGGUUACAUCCUGUCUGAACAGAUUUAGUUUUUAUCAGUAUUGUUCACUUGCACUCUAGGACUGGGCUGGACUACUCUCGUUUGUAAACAAGUUAUAUUUGAAGAACAUGCACUUUUUGUGCUAAAAAAAUUAAUUACUGUUUAAUUUUAUUUCAUGUUAUAAUUUUGUGAUAUGAUGAUUUAGUUAGGUUUUCAGUGAAAAAACUUUGCUGUCAUCCAAAGAAAGGUUUCACUAUCUAAGCUAGCUUUAUCAGUCUGAGGUCUGCUAUCAGCAGGAAGUUCUCUGUCGGCACUAUCUCUUGCCUAGCCUACCAUGCCCUACCUAACUUAUUUUUAGGAAUGAAGCACUAAAUUGACCUUCAAAUAUGUGAGGAUUUACAAAACUGUUUUUGAAAUAACUACAUAUUCAAUUGGUAUAUAUCUUUAUUUAAUAUACAUAAAAACUAUUUUAUAAAAAAUUAAUUUAAAUAUUUUAAUGCUUUAGUAAAUUACAUAAUUUUGCAGAUUUUAUCCUAAGCUGUACUUUUAAAUCAUCCUUAACUGUUCAGAAUCCUAAAUUGUAAUUACAAAAUUGAGGAAAAUCUGAAUUAUUUAUACGUGGGAGGGAGAGGAGCUUCUGCUUUCAAACAAUCAUGUUUUUUCUUAACCCUUUGAGUGCCAAGUGCUUUUCACGGGGUGGUGUUGCCAGUGCCAAGCAUUUCUGAAAGGUCUCCUCUCUCAGUGCCAAACACUCUUUCGGCAUUUGUGUAGUGUUCCGUUAAAUAAUUUAUAACUUGAUGGAAAAUAAACAUAACGAGAUCAUUUUUGUUGUUCUAUGUAGGGACAUAACCGGGCUAUAAAUUAAAAAAUCCAUUUGAAUGGUAACUUAUCUGAACAUUUUUAAAUACCAAAAACAAUCUUAUAACUUAACUUUUAUAAUUUUGAAGUACUAAAAUUAUAAUACUAUGUUGUAUACUUAUUUGUAUGCACCUUUUAUAUUAUUUUCUUUAUAAAUAGUAACAAAAACACCAAAUUUAAAAAAGUAGGUACUUGUAUAACAGUUUUGAAUUCUUUUGUAUUACUGUGCAAUUUAUAAAAUCUGUACCCGUUUAGAAUCCGAUCCUCAUGUUUGGCAAUUAUCUUUUACCCUGUUAUGAAAUUAAAUCAAGAUGGGUGUUCUUUUUUAUUUGAUUCGAUGUGUAUGCAAUGAGACAAAACAGUUUUCAAAAUCAUUCACAGUACGUAGUGUUGUAAAAUUAAUUAAACUUACGUUACUUCAAUUUACAUUACACAAUAAAGAACUUACUGCAUUUUUUUCAGAUUGCUUCAAAAUAAAUAAUUUUCUAUCACACAGAAAGAAGGCUACUAGUAGUCUAUGUCAGUUAUACUUAUUCAGUAAAGUCUAUAUACAGUAUACUAUUUACAAAAGUAAGUUUUUACUAAAUUUAACGAUCCGUUACACAUGUGGGCAGGCCCACUGCCACUGCCUUUAAGAUAUCAGCUGCAGUACAACAACGAAUACUAUGUAAUAACAAAUUGUGUAUACGUGCAUUUUGUUGUACAUUUAUUUAGCUUUAAUUUGAGACUAAGUAAAAUUCCAUACGUCAACAAUUAGUAAUAGAAUAAUAAAUAUUCAAAAUGCCGAUCUAAUCAGCCCUUGGCAUUUUUAAGACAUACCCGGCAGACCGAAGUUAUCGGCAAUCAAAGUGUUAAUUUAACUGCGCAUAUUCGUAUUAUAAAUGCACUUGUUUUAUCUAAAUAAUACACAAAUAUUAAGAAACUGUAAAGGAAGAAAAAUUAUAGAGUUAAUCUAUAGAAGAAAACUUAUUUCUGUAAAACCGUUGUAACAGUGACAAGUAGUUUAACAUAAUCCUGUUCUUUGUUAUACAUCCUGUUGUAAACUGUUAUCCUGUUAUACUUACUCCUAUGUAGCCUAUUGUUUAAUUUUUCUGGAACACUGUAUCUUUGUCACCAUUAAUAACGCACAAUACUAUAGCAACUAAGGUGUAGAAAUGAUAUUCGAAAUGACAGAGGAAUUAUAUUGUUAAGAAAUGUAAACCACCUGUAACACUUUUAUUGUUUUUAAUAAUUCAUACUAUGUACAUUCCAAAUUCAAAAAAAUACAUUUCCAGAUACUAGGUUAAGGUAAAUAAAAUAAAAUAGAAACAAAUUAAUUCAAUUAUAUCAAUAUGUUUUAUAACUACUUUGGUGGCUAAAUUUUGUACUUAAUUUAUGUGUAAUUUAUUUGUAUUGUCUAUAAAAAAGUAAAUUUUUUGUUAGAAGUUACACUACUAAUUAUACUGCUGUAUUCUAAAAACAUUGUUAUUGUUUAAAAACUGUUGCCUUAACUGCCUUAGCAUUAUACUAGGUAAUCUAUAAAAGUAAAAUUUUGUUAUUAUUUUUUAAUAAGAAGAUAUAGUUUUGUUCUCUCCUCCAUAUACAAUAUAGGAAAAAGUAUUGUACUGAUCAAAUAGUAAAAUUUUAAUUUUCAGUAUAAAUGUUCCAGAUGGAAUCAAAUGAGUAAAAAAGUUGUUUUUACAUAAUCACCAUCUUAAUUUUUUGUUUACCAGCUGCGGAAAUCUUAUGUUUUGGACUACCUUUGUAUAAGUAACAACGUGUUGUGAUAUUUUCAAUUAGCUUUAAGUGUCUCGUCUAUUUUCUUAAGGCUUUUGUAUAUUUUGUAUGGAACGCAGUAAAGAAUUGUACAAAAUA